CAGCCGCUCCCCCAUUGGCUUCCGCCGCGCCUCGCGCCGCUGAUUGGCCGAGACGCGGCGGCGACGCGCUGCGAUUGGCCGACGUUGCCGUCAAUCCCGGCGGAGCCCCCGGAGCGCCCGCCCCCGCGGUUAUCAGGUUAGUGCGCGCCGCGGUGCUGCGCUCGGGCUUCCGAGCGGCGCUGGGCGAGCCCGAGUCCCUCCGCGCCCCGCGAUCGGGGGGCUCUGCACGGGGUCACUGCGCCAGCCGAGCCGCGCACCCUCCGCGCCUCCCGCCAGCCACGGACAUGGACAUGAAGAAAAGGAUCCACUUAGAGCUGCGGAACAGGACGCCCUCAGAUGUGAAAGAGCUCGUUCUGGACAACUGCCGGUCGUACGAAGGGAAAAUCGAGGGCCUCACGGAUGAGUUUGAGGAGCUGGAAUUCCUCAGCACAAUCAACGUCGGCUUAACCUCAGUCGCAAACUUACCAAAGUUAAACAAACUUAAGAAGCUCGAGCUGAGCGACAACAGAAUCUCAGGAGGCCUGGAAGUGUUGGCAGAGAAGUGUCCGAACCUCACGCACCUAAACCUAAGCGGCAACAAAAUUAAAGAUCUCGGGACAAUAGAACCUCUGAAAAAGUUGGAAAACCUGAAGAGCUUAGACCUGUUCAACUGCGAGGUGACCAACCUGAACGACUACCGGGAAAACGUGUUCAAGCUGCUGCCGCAGCUCACCUACCUGGACGGAUAUGACCGCGACGACAAGGAGGCGCCCGACUCCGACGCCGAGGGAUACGUGGAGGGGCUGGAGGAGGAGGAGGAGGAGGAGGAUGUUUUAUCCCUAGUGAAAGAGCGGGAUGAGAAGGAAGCGCCGGAUUCCGACGCCGAGGGCUACGUGGAGGGGCUGGACGACGAGGAGGAGGAUGAGGAUGAGGAGGAAUACGAUGACGACGCUCAGGUAGUGGAGGAUGAGGAGGAUGAGGAGGAGGAGGAGGAAGGGGAGGAGGAGGAUGUGAGCGGAGAGGAGGAGGAGGACGAGGAAGGCUACAACGACGGCGAGGUGGACGACGAGGAGGACGAGGAGGAGCCCGAGGAAGAGCGGGGCCAGAAGAGGAAACGAGAGCCGGAGGAUGAGGGGGACGAGGACGACUGAGCGGCUUUUCCCCGGAAAAACAAAAUUCCCUCUUGUGAUUUGACUGUUUUUAUCCCGGAAUUCCCCCUUUUCCCACUCCCGACCCUUUGGAUUUUCCUUUUCUUUUCCUGGUUUUUUUUUUUUGGUUUUUUUUUCCGGAUUGUAACGUUGCCGUGGGAACCGAGCGGGAGCAGCCGGGGUGGGAAGGGAAUAAAAUCCUAUUUUUACUGCCGCUCCUCCUCCGAUUCUUUGGGAAUUUUUAUUUUUUAUUUUUAUUUUUAUUUUUGCUUUUCCCUCGGAUCCUUUUCCUUGAAUCCCUGGAACCUGCGAGAUUCCGGUGGGAAAUCCAGCCGGGAAUUCUCGGAGCGGAGCUCGGACGUCUCGGAAGCGAAACCAGGAGAGAAAACCCAGCCGAAAUCCACGGAGCAGCCGGGAUUUUCCCGCCUCCGCCAUUCCCAAAUCCGCGUUUUUUUUCGGGAAUGGCUCCUCCCUGGGGUGGCCAUGCUGCCUUGCUCCAUGGUUUUUUUUUUUUUGGGAAUGCUGCCAUUUCCAGCCCCUUUUCCCAACUUUGGGAAUUCCCUCUUUGUAAAUAGCGACCAAACCUUGGGGUUGUUUAUUGGUUUUUUUGGGAAUGUCGGAUUUUUCGGGAUGGCGAUCCCUGCGUGUUGUGUGUUCCCGGUUUUCCUUUCCUUUGGGAUGGGAAUUUUUGGGUUUUUAGGGAAUUUUUUUUUAUUUUAUUAUUUUUGGGGGUUU
Molecule: messenger RNA, 1862 nt
Organism: Pseudopodoces humilis (Tibetan ground-tit)
Lineage: Eukaryota; Metazoa; Chordata; Aves; Passeriformes; Paridae
Gene: ANP32A
Product: acidic nuclear phosphoprotein 32 family member A
Biological process (GO): nucleocytoplasmic transport; regulation of apoptotic process
Cellular component (GO): nucleus; perinuclear region of cytoplasm
Molecular function (GO): histone binding
Source: RefSeq, a predicted model, not a curated record